AUGUUUGAUCUUACAAAUCCAUCAACUGAUUUAUAUUCAAAUCCGUAUGUAUCAACAGCAUAUCGGCCAUUUCCAUCAGCUCCACCACCUUCGUUUCUAUUCAAUAUACCAACUUCUACUGAUGAUCAACAACAACAACAACGUUUCACAGAUUUUUCCUCAUAUCCAAAUCCAACACAAGAUCUUAUGGCAUAUCCAAUGUUCGAUCCCGAACAGUAUACAAAUAAUCAAUAUCAUUCACGACAUAUUGAUCCAACAAAUCAAACAGCAUUUUUACCAUAUAUAUAUCCAUCAUAUCGUCCUGGACUUCAUUCAACAUCAUCUAAUAAUAUAGUUAAUGAUAAAAAUGACAGUCAUAUUUGUAAAUGGAUUGAUCCUGAUACAAAUCAAAUGUGCAAUCGAAUAUUUUCUCAUAUGCAAGAUAUUGGUAAGAAUAAAAGAAAAUGA
Molecule: messenger RNA, 447 nt
Organism: Adineta steineri
Lineage: Eukaryota; Metazoa; Rotifera; Eurotatoria; Adinetida; Adinetidae
Source: the annotation of a GenBank genome assembly